Molecule: messenger RNA, 2394 nt
Organism: Mugil cephalus (flathead mullet)
Lineage: Eukaryota; Metazoa; Chordata; Actinopteri; Mugiliformes; Mugilidae
Product: S-adenosylmethionine synthase
Exons: 9
Coding region: 106-1293 (395 amino acids)
Biological process (GO): S-adenosylmethionine biosynthetic process
Cellular component (GO): cytosol
Molecular function (GO): methionine adenosyltransferase activity; ATP binding
Source: RefSeq, a predicted model, not a curated record
UGUCUUUGCCUUAUAGAGUGGAGGGUUAUCCGGCUGCUCUGCCUUGGCACUGAAAGAUUAGGCCCAACCUGUCCCCGCUGUGUUUACAAGAGACAUAAGGACAGAAUGAAUGGUACAAUGGAUGGGAACUACUACCACACUCCUCAUGACAGCUCCUUCAUGUUUACCUCAGAGUCUGUAGGAGAGGGACAUCCUGAUAAGAUAUGUGACCAGAUCAGUGAUGCUGUGCUGGACGCUCACCUGAGACAAGACCCCGAUGCUAAAGUGGCUUGUGAGACGGUGUGUAAGACCGGCAUGGUGCUGCUCUGUGGGGAGAUAACGUCUCGAGCAUAUGUGGACUACCAGAAGGUGGUGAGAGAAAUCAUUCAGCAUAUCGGCUAUGACGAAUCGGACAAAGGAUUCGACUAUAAGACCUGUAACGUGCUGGUGGCCCUGGAGCAGCAGUCUCCCGACAUCGCCCAGGGAGUUCAUGUCGAUCGUCCUGAGAGUGAAGUUGGAGCUGGAGAUCAGGGCUUGAUGUUUGGAUAUGCCACAGAUGAGACUGAAGAGUGCAUGCCUCUGACUAUAGUCCUGGCACACAAACUCAACGCCAAGAUGGCCGAACUGAGACGAAAUGGGACAGUGCCCUGGCUCCGCCCCGACUCCAAAACACAGGUGACAGUUCAUUACACCCAGGAAAAUGGUGCGGUGAUCCCCAAGAGAGUCCACACCGUGGUGAUCUCAGUGCAGCACGAUGACUACGUGAGCCUGGAGGAGCAGAGGAAGGUCCUGAAGGAGAAGGUCGUCAAGGCCGUGGUGCCUUCAAGGUACCUGGACGAAGACACCGUCUAUCACCUGCAGCCCAGCGGACGCUUUGUGAUCGGUGGACCACAGGGUGACGCCGGAGUGACAGGCAGGAAGAUCAUAGUAGACACAUACGGCGGUUGGGGGGCCCACGGUGGAGGAGCUUUCUCUGGGAAGGACUACACCAAGGUGGACCGAUCGGCGGCCUACGCUGCCCGCUGGGUGGCCAAGUCUCUGGUGAAGUCCAAACUGUGCAGGAGGGUGCUGGUUCAGGUGGCGUAUGCGAUCGGAGUGGCUCACCCGCUGUCCAUCUCCCUGUUCACCUAUGGCACCUCUCAGAAGAGCGAGAAGGAGCUUCUACAGAUCGUCAAUAAAAACUUCGACCUCAGACCUGGAGUCAUCGUCAGAGACCUGGACCUAAAGAGGCCGAUUUACCAGAAAACAGCCUGCUACGGACACUUUGGGAGAAAGGAGUUCCCGUGGGAAGUCCCGAAGAACCUCAACUUCUAGAGUGUGAGCAGAGUGUGAGCAAUUGAUAGAAAGCUGUUCUCAAGUUCUUGUCAGCUGCAGGGGGAGCGAGUGGCAUGCAGAUUAUCUGUUGUCAGUGGUUGGAGGUUUGUGUUUGAGGGGUUUCAUCUAUAAUUUAUCAAUUUGAUGUCCCUCAACAGCAGCCAGACAUAUGAGCGAGUUCUCUGAUAUAGCAUACUGUCAGCAUCUUUUCGGAUUAGAACUAACUGAACGACCGAAUUGCAGGAGAGAAACCAUGAUUUUUCACACAAAGAACUAUAAUGUCUUAAUAAUAAACCAAAUAUUACGUUAAGUUUCUGUUACAGAUUUAAAGGUCCUAAAGUUCUCAUUUAUGGAAGAUUUAAUUUUUUUUUUUUGUGGUUUUAAAAAUCAAACCUCAACUCUUCAGCUACUUCUUUUUCUCUUCAAAGAUCCAUGUGCAUUUUUGUAGAAACUGAAGACCCAAAGCAAGCAUAAAAUGUGAUCUCUGAGGGAGAUAAAGGCGUCCCAAAGAAGUUGCAAAUAUUAGAGCCUCGGGGAAAACCUGCACAUAUCAUAACAUUUCUACAACAGGUUUUAUAUGAUAGACUGGUGGCUGUAGAAUCCCUACAGGUUUGGGCUGGAUGAUGUGAAGCCUGUGGAGAUAUUACAGGUACAUUCUUCACGUUUUAAGAGUUUGAGUUCAGUUUUUCAUUUAUUCGAAACACUUUUAUAAGCUCCUCCAAUGUCUUUAAAGUGUAGUACGUGUGUAGUACUGGUGAAUGACAAUGGAAAUAUUUCAAGGGGACACAAAAAAAGUCAUGAAAAGGAUUGUUAUGCUGCCAGUUUGAAUGAAAAUUGUGUCAUUAUUCUGAUUAUUUGUAUUACCUGGCUUAUAAAAUGCAAAAUAUGUAUAAGGAAUCAUCAGGUUCCUGAAUAACAAUCACUUUCCAGCAUGUUUGUCGCUUUUUGGCCUCCCCUGGGAACAUCUCUAUUGGUCAUUUGUGCUUCUUGCAGCACGUCUCUGUAUUGUCUGGUGCUGUGGGUAUUUGCAUUACAUGUGUUGUCAGAUAGUCUCUAUAUCCUGCACCAAUGCUGAUUAAAAUUGAGAUUCUGAGGCCUUAA